CGGAACAGACCAAAACCGGCCGCAACAAGAUUUAGCUUCAAAAAAAACUGUGGCGCUAGGUAUCCCUAAAAAAAACAAACAAACUACGGCGCUAGGUUUGCGCCGCCAGCUCUCAUCGUCGCCUCCGGCGGCCGGUCACCGGAGUGCGUCUCCGUCGCCUCGCCCUAGCCACUCCUCCCCUUCGUUCUAGCGAGCACCAACGCCAGCCGUGGCCUGGGCUUGAGCCGUGGUCUCCUCCGUCGGUCCCGACCAGCGAGCACGCCUCCUUCAGCCAUCUCCUCCCCUCCCGGCCUCCUCGCAGCACCGGUCGCAGCACUACUUCCACGCCUCCUCUACACCAACAAGGGCAGCACCAAGAACUGUGGGCCUGGUGAGGUGUCAUAGCUUGGUUCUUCCACAGCCUCGAUCUCAUGCAAGCUAGAUUCAGCUUUUGAGGAAUCCUGGGAGGAAGACAAGUCUUCUGAGAGUCUAAGCUUGGAGGUGAAACCCUCAAGAGCUCGCACAUCUACCACCUACAACUGUUAAGGUUCAACUUAGACAUCACCGCAAUCUGAAGUGUAGGAGUGCCCCUGAAGUUACCAUGGCCGAUAUUGCUCCUGGUUCCAUCAACUUCCACAGGAACAUCGAAAAUUGUGUGGUUCGGAUAGUAUAUCGUGUGGAUGGAGAUGUUGUGAAAUCUACACUGGGUGUUGUGGUUUCAGUUGGGAGAGGCUACUGUGACAUUGUAGCAAGGAAUUCUAUAUUGGAAGUGAAGAAACCGAAUCGAGUUCGGGUUUAUUUUCCUAAUAAUGACAGAGUUCGUAUUACAUCAUCUGAGGACCUUGGCAAUAACAUUGGCAUGUUCCAUAUCUUGGGUAAUGAUCUACAAGUAGCUCCAAUGGUGCUUAGUUCUCAGGACCCUCUUCCAAAUGAGACUAUAUAUCUCUUCACAUACAAAUCAUUUGGAAGACAGUGUGCAAUAUUACCCCCAGGAAAUGUGACUAGCAUUGCUGGAUGUCAGCUUAAACAUGAUUCUACAACUCCUGCCGAGGUUGAUGAAGAAGAUAGUGAUGGGGAAAUUCUAGUUAAUGCUAGAGGCGAACUUGUUGGUAUUGUUGAUGAAAAACACCGUCAACAUGCCACUACUUCAAGAGUAAUAAGAAAUGCACUCAAUAAGUUGGGAGGUUAAAGCUGAAUAGGCCAAAGAUCUAUUGGAAUUCCUUUUGAGUGGAUAUUUGUAAUGUGAAGUAACAUUUUGGUUUCAUGAAUUUCGCCACAAUGGUUAUUAAUGGUAUCAAGCUGAA
Messenger RNA from Triticum aestivum (bread wheat), 1283 nucleotides. RefSeq lists its product as uncharacterized. The transcript has 5 exons. The record is from RefSeq and is a predicted model, not a curated record. Lineage: Eukaryota; Viridiplantae; Streptophyta; Magnoliopsida; Poales; Poaceae. Bases 581 to 1168 code for a protein of 195 amino acids.